Molecule: messenger RNA, 3375 nt
Organism: Phyllopteryx taeniolatus (common seadragon)
Lineage: Eukaryota; Metazoa; Chordata; Actinopteri; Syngnathiformes; Syngnathidae
Gene: tgm2b
Product: transglutaminase 2b
Exons: 13
Coding region: 815-2902 (695 amino acids)
Biological process (GO): peptide cross-linking
Molecular function (GO): protein-glutamine gamma-glutamyltransferase activity
Source: RefSeq, a predicted model, not a curated record
GAAAACGCUUCAACAGGAAAUCACAGGGUGGGAUUGUUAGUCACGGCACACCCUGGAGAGGAGUGGCUGUGUGUUUAUGUGCGUGUGUGUGCGCACGUAUGUGUGUGUGUACACGUGCACGCCUCAUUGUAAAUAAAUGUUCUCCACCUUCAUUUGUGAAAGAGUCAUGCAGUGCACCGUUAUCAUCAUAAAACAAAUGCAAUGAUGAGGAGCUUUGGAAAGUCCCCAAGUGAACGUAACACACCUUUUUUUCUUUUUGAUAGUCUUGCUGUCCGUUGCAGUCUGAUUUUGUCCUUCUUUAUGGCAGCACAAAACCAGACUGUGAAGGAUGAACACAGAACCGAUUCAAUGACUGCUGUGUAGAACUGCCUCAACAGCUCCUGUGGCAGGAAGCUGCAGGAAGUACAUCCACUGCUGGGUCUUGUUGAGGAUGGAGUUGAUGUUGGUCUCCCACUUCAGGUCCUGAGAGACUAUAAUUCCCAGGAACUUGAAGGUCUCGAUGGUUGACACAGGGCAGUUGGACACCGUGAGGGGCAGCUGUGGCGAAGGAUGUUUCAUGAAGUCCACGAUCAUUUCUACCGUCUAGAGCGUGUUCAGCUCCAGGUUGUGUUGGCCACACCAAAGCUCCAGCUGCUCCAACGUCUCCACUUCUUGUCGAUAUGCAGCCUCGUCACCAUCUUUGAUGAGGCCGAUGACUGUGGUGUUGUCUGCAAAUGUCAGGAGUUUGACAGCUGGGUGCCUUGAGGUGCUGUCGUUCAUGUAGAGAGAGAAGAGCAGCAGAAAGAGGACACAUCCUUGGGGGCCCCCGGUACUGAUGGCGCGUGUGGGUGAGGUGAUGUCCCCCAGCCUCACCUCUCCCACUAAACUGCAGGCUCUCGACAUUGAUCGCUGGAACUUGGAGUGUGACCUCAACAACACAGACCAUUACACUGACCUCAACGGUGUGGACCGCCUGAUCGUGAGGAGGGGCCAACCGUUCAGCAUCAGCUUGUACCUUCGCUCAGGAAGCUACCAACCAGGACACAGCUUUCUGGACUGCAUUGCGGAGACAGGUCCUCAGCCUUCUGAGCAGUAUGGCACCCGGGCCUCCUUCGGUCUGUCGGCCAACAUUGACACUUCGCGCUGGAGUGCGGCGGUCGUCAGCCCCCCUGGAGACACGGUGGCGCUGUCCCUCUGCGCCGCCCCUGAUGCACCCAUAGGACGCUACAUCCUGACCAUGGGACAUUCUGCACGGAUUGAAUUCAUCUUGUUAUUUAACCCCUGGUGCUCAGGAGAUCCAGUAUAUAUGGACAAUAAGGAAAGUUUGGAAGAAUAUGUCUUGUCCCAGGAUGGGAUCAUCUUUCGAGGCAAUGCCAAACAUCCAAUAGCAACUCCGUGGAACUUUGGCCAGUUUGAAAGUGGAAUCCUGGAUGUGUGUCUGAGGAUUUUGGAUACGAAUCCUAAAUGUCUGCGUAAUCCAGGCAAAGACUGCUCAGGCAGGAGAAAUCCCAUCUAUGUGUCAAGAGUUCUCAGUGCUAUGGUCAAUUGUAAUGAUGACAAAGGGGUUGUGCUGGGAAACUGGACAAAUGACUUUGAUGGGGGGGUGAGCCCCAUGUUCUGGAAGGGCAGUGUGGAGAUUCUGCGCAACUGGGACACACAAGCUUGUCAGCCUGUUCGUUUCGGCCAGUGCUGGGUGUUCGCUGCUGUCGCCUGCUCAAUUUCCAGAGCUCUUGGCAUCCCCUGCAGAGUUGUCACCAACUACUACUCAGCCCAUGACAUCAACAGCAACCUCGUGAUUGAACGCUACAUCAACGAAAAUGGGGAACUCCUUCGAUCCAAAGAAAUGAUCUGGAACUAUCACUGCUGGGUUGAGAGCUGGAUGACCCGACCAGACCUAACUGGUUCUGCUUAUAACGGCUGGCAGGCCAGUGACCCCACGCCUCAAGAAAGAAGUGACGGAGUGUUCUGCUGUGGGCCCAUCCCUGUCAGGGCCAUUAAGGAGGGUGAGCUCAUGUACAAGUAUGACGCCCCCUUUGUUUUUGCUGAAGUCAACGCUGAUGUCAUCACCAUCAUGAAGAAAAAUGAUGGCACUACAUCCAAAGUCACAUCGACCCAAUUGGUUGGAAAGAUGAUUAGCACCAAAGGCAUUGCCAGUGACCACAGAGAAGACAUUACUCACUUCUACAAGCACCCUGAAGGCUCUGAUGAGGAGCGUGAGGCCUUCAAGAAGGCCAACCACCAAAACAAGCUACUCCAGCUGAAGGAGAACGAAGGCCUGAACGUGACCAUCAAAGUCUCCACCGAGAUGAACAAGGGCUGCGACUUUGACGUGUUUGCUGUGGUUACCAACAACACACAGAGCGACAAGAAGUGUCGACUGCUCUUUGGAUCCUGCGCCGUGUCCUAUAAUGGCUUUCAGGGAGGGAAUUGUGGCUUCAAAGAUUUGCUCAAUGUUGAGCUGUCACCUGGAGGAGCCAGGAAGGUUCCACUAAGGCUAAACUAUUCGAAAUAUGGUGGGCUGCUCACUGAGGACAACAUGAUCCGUCUGGCAGCUCUCGUGUUCGACUACGCCACCCGGCAAGCAACGUUGGCAGUGAGAAACAUUGUGCUGGACAAUCCUGAAAUUAAAGUCCGAAUCCUGGGGGAACCCAAGGAGAAUCGCAAACUGGCGGCCGAGAUCACUCUAAAAAAUCCUCUGCCGGAGCCAUUGGAAAAUUGUUGCUUUAGCAUGGAGGGGGCCAACCUGACUGGAGGAAGCAUCAUCUCUGAGAGGCUAAGCUUCACAGUGGGACCUGGAGAAGAUGCCAAGGUGAAAAUGUACUUCACUCCCACCCACAGUGGGCUGAGAAAACUGGUGGUCGAUUUUGACAGCAGCAAACUGUGUCACGUCAAGGGCUACAAAAACGUCAUCAUUGGAAAAUAAUCAAAUAACUUGUAUUGACCACAAUUACUGUUCGUGAGACAAGAGCAAUACGAAGCCUUCACCAAACAACUCUUCUUUGCAUUAUGUAAAACAUAGCCCUACAGAUAUUUUUAAUUCAGAGACAAAAAGUGUAAUGUGACCUAAGAAUAGUUCAACGUUGGAUAAUAUUUUUGUAUAUAAAACUGCAAAUAACCAUUUUAUACGUGCAUUUCUUUAAAAUGUACGUUUGAAUACUGAAGUGAUGUUUGGCAUAAUGCUGUUAAAGUGUACAAUUACCGUUUUUAGUAAGUCUUCAUAAAAUAUAUACAGUAUUUCUAAACAUAAAGGUGCAGUGGAUGUUUUUUAUUUUGCAAAUAUUUGAAGCAACUGAGAAUCAAUUACUAUAGAGUGCAAUCUCCAACGAACACAUCAUUCUGUGACUAGUUGACUUCCAAGUUGUUCUAAUUUCAAAUAAAAUGUAGUGAAAUAAUUAG